UAUUCUCUGAUGGAAAUACACGGGCAGCAGUGUCGGAAAGAAGCCGGAUUAUAGCGGAAAGAUUUAACAUCCUAUAGAAACAAACAAGGAUUCGAAUUUAUCUUUUUUGCCGUAUUUGUAUUGUGCUUCAGAGAAAACGUUUCUUUAAUUCGUCUUUAAACUAUAUUUUGGUUAUGUUCCGCAGCACUUUUGAAUAGCACUUAACACGGCGUCUAGUUUUAAUAAAGGGAGCAUCGUUUACACUUUAACACACUCCAUAAUUACAUCAACACUAAAAUAAGAAGAAAGCGGCGUCAGUGAUGAAUUGUGCCAUAUCAGCGCUUCCAGUGUACCUUUGCAUUUUGGCCUUAAAGGUGGUGGUGGGUGAUGAGUGCGUCAGCAGCCAGUUUACAGACUCAGGCCAGUGUUGCAGUCUGUGCCCUGUGGGCAGUGGAGUGGCAUCUGGGUGUGGCCAAGAAGACACCAAGUGCCAGCCAUGCCAGGAGGGUGUGACCUUCUCCGUGGCCGAGGGCCUGUCGGGCUGCCAGGCGUGCGCGCGGUGCCCGCCGGGCGUGCCGCAGCUGCAGCGGUGCAGUGUGGCGCGGGACACGCAGUGCGACUGCGGUGACGGCUUUUUCCUCUUGAGGCAGGGCAAUGGCACGGAUAGCUGGUGCACGGCCUGCACACUGUGCAGCCCAGGCGAGGGUGUGGUCCAGGCGUGCAGCCUGGCGGGAAACACCGUCUGUCGCCGGUGUGCGGCGGGCACCUACUCGGAGGAGAAGAGUGCGCACCAACCCUGCCAGCCCUGCUCCCGCUGCACAGAGGGCAAGGUGCAGAUCCGUUCGUGUCAAGCCGACUCCGACACGUUGUGCAUGGACAAAGACUUGCACAUCCUGUCACGGCCGGCUGGAUCAGAGGGCCCUUGGGAGUUCCCGCGCCGGACCGGUUUGGUUGAGGAGGAGAACGAGAAGAGCAGCGUGUUGCCAGGGUACGAAACCCCCAGACACACCCCUCCGGACCAGGGGAGCAACCACACCCUGAUCUAUGUGUCUCUGCUGGCCGCAGUGGUGCUGGGGCUCCUGUUGUACGUCGCCUACAAGUGCUGGAAAUCAUUCCAACAGAAGCGGGCUCUCAGGAAGGCUCGAGCUGGAGAACUGAGUACUGCAGCUGAAGGGGAGAAGCUGCACAGUGACAGCGGAGUGUUUCUCGACUCACACAGCCUGCAGGAGAGUCAGCCCAGCAAAGGCAGUAAGCGGGACAGCAAGCAGGACACACGGCUCUACGUGAACCUCCCGCCCCACCGGCAGGAGGAGGUGGAGCGUCUCCUGGUCGAGGGCGGCGGCAGCGGCUGGAGGCAGCUGGCUGCCGCGCUGGGCUACGAGCAGGAGCGCACGGACGUGUUCGGCCGCGGCCAGGACCCCGUCCGCACGCUGCUGAUGGACUGGGCCCAGCAGGAGGGCUCCACGCUGGGUCUGCUCUGCUCCGCCCUGGCCCGCAUCGACCGCCACGACGUGGCUUCCACUCUCACUGCCCCAACCCAGGGGGUUUCGCUGGUCUGAGCGCCGUAGCCAGAUGGCAGACUCUGCUGACAAAGAGGGCCUAGCACUCCUUUGUAUCUAAUGGGGAGGCACAGUAACGUGCUCUAUGACUUUAUACGCCGAAAAUAAAACUAAACCCGAAGAACUACAACCUUCCUUUUUCAUUUACUUGUGCAGUGCUUUCCAACUGCUCGGGCGGAUCUUAUCCAGUAAAGACACAUGCUCCGUGUGUACUGAGUUCUAAUUCAGUAUUUAUAAGACGUUUUUCUUCCCUGGUGUGGAGCAGUCAGGAUGGGACGUGACAGGCUUCGUAAGGUUCUCUUUGUAAAGGGAAAGUUCCACCCCAUUUCUCUCUGCCCCACUUACGUGGAGCAUUGUCACGGCAAGCAUUUUGGGCGGUUUCGGUUACUACCUGUGGCUUGUGUUCGAGCACUAGGGGACAGUUUCGGUGCCGUUUUUCACACUCGCUCCCGAUGAAGGAGCGGCACUCUGAGGUCCGAGUUGGAACGAGCAGGAAUGAGACUGGCUAGCAUGGUGCAAUGCUGUGCAGCUUGCAGUGUUUACCAACCUGGAAAAAAUAGAGUCUAAAAGAAGAGAAGAAGGAAGACCGGCCAGCUUCAUGGACAAACUGUGGUUCUGUCAGCAGGUUCUUGAGAAAGCACCUAAUUUCUCUACAGCUGUCUGAUCUGUGUAGUAGUAAAUAUAAAUAAUUAUCAAGUUGUAUCACCAUGCACACACACACAUAUAUAUAUAUAUA
Messenger RNA from Electrophorus electricus (electric eel), 2274 nucleotides. RefSeq names its product neurotrophin receptor associated death domain (gene nradd). Gene Ontology annotation, molecular function: death receptor activity; coreceptor activity; nerve growth factor binding. Gene Ontology annotation, cellular component: plasma membrane; cell surface. Gene Ontology annotation, biological process: Rho protein signal transduction. The record is from RefSeq and is a predicted model, not a curated record. NCBI's taxonomy places the organism in Eukaryota, Metazoa, Chordata, Actinopteri, Gymnotiformes, Gymnotidae.